AUGGCUUCAAAAUCUCAUCAAUUCAAUUCCAACCCUCUCAUCUUCCUCCUCCUCGGCCUAUCGGCCAUCGGAGUUUCUGCCGCCGGAAACGGUGGCAUCGCCAUCUACUGGGGCCAAAACGGCAACGAGGGAACUCUUGCCGAAGCUUGUGCCACCGGAAAAUUCCCCUAUGUUAACAUAGCAUUCCUUAACGUAUUCGGCAGCGGCGCCACCCCUCAAAUGAACCUCGCCGGCCAUUGCAAUCCCGCUAGCGGCAGUUGCGUCUCGUUGUCCACUGACAUCCGUAGUUGUCAAAACCGUGGCGUUAAACUCAUGUUGUCCAUCGGUGGUGGCAUCGGUACCUAUUCACUGUCUUCUAAACUAGACGCCAGAAAUGUUUCCUUGUACUUAUGGAACGCUUUCCUAGGAGGUAAAUCGGCAUCGGUGUUCCGACCACUUGGCGAUGCCGCAUUAAACGGCAUUGAUCUAGAUAUCGAACUAGGAUCAUCGCAGUUUUACGAUGAUCUAGUUCGAUAUCUAAAAUCAUACUGUGGGAGGGGUCAAAAAGUGUAUAUAACAGGGGCCCCACAAUGCCCAUUUCCAGAUAGGCAGAUGGGGUCUGCUUUAAAUACUGGGAUUUUUGAUUACGUGUGGGUUCAGUUCUAUAAUAAUCCUCCAUGCCAGUAUACUUCUGGUAACACCACAAAUUUGAUAAGAUCGUGGAACCAAUGGACAACGUCGAUAAGGGCAAAAAAGAUAUUUAUGGGGUUGCCGGCGGCAACACAGGCAGCUGGAAGUGGGUUUAUUCCGGCGGAGGUGCUGACGUCUGAGAUUCUUCCGGUGAUUAAAAGUUCACCAAAGUAUGGAGGUAUAAUGUUGUGGUCAAAAUUCUGGGAUGACCAAAGUGGGUAUAGCUCAUCAAUUGUAUCAGGGGUAUAAUUGGAAUAAUACUACUUUUAUGU
This is a messenger RNA of Cynara cardunculus var. scolymus (artichoke), 941 nucleotides long. Its product is annotated as hevamine-A-like. Gene Ontology annotation, cellular component: extracellular region. Bases 1 to 918 code for a protein of 305 amino acids. The transcript has a single exon. The record is from RefSeq and is a predicted model, not a curated record. Gene Ontology annotation, molecular function: chitinase activity. NCBI's taxonomy places the organism in Eukaryota, Viridiplantae, Streptophyta, Magnoliopsida, Asterales, Asteraceae. Gene Ontology annotation, biological process: carbohydrate metabolic process.